UCCCCCUCAUCGGCCUCACCACCGAACGCGAAGCAAACCGGCGUCGAGUCCGCCCUCGCCGGCCCACUGUUGAUAAUCAAUCUGUCCCUCUGACCAGUCGGCCCCACACCUGCCCGUGCCAAGCUUAACUGCGACCGCUGUCUUCAAGCCCACACAAAUCAACAACACACACUCCCACUCCCACUCCCACUCCCACGCUGACACCUACCUAGGUGCCGCGCCGCCGGGACCCCAGCCUCGCCGUCUCCGGCGGCGUGCUCCCAGAUCUCGACUCGACGGUCCGUCUCUGCUCCGCGCGGAAUCGACUGACGGGGGCGGGAGGCCAGCGUCGUCCGCAGCUGAUUCGGGAUGGGCGGCAGCAGCACCAGCACCUUCGUCAUCAGGUGGAUCAACUUCCUCACCAUGAUACUGGCGAUACUUGUGGUGGGUUUUGGGUUCUGGAUGAGCACCCACAAUGACGAGUGCCGACGGUCACUGACGAUCCCUGUCAUGGGUCUUGGAGGAGUCAUUUUUCUCAUGUCGCUGGCGGGAUUCGUGGGUGCUUGGAAGAACAUUUCCUGCUUGCUUUGGACAUAUCUAAUAAUGCUGUUCGUGGUCCUGGUGGCAAUCAUGGUCUUCACAGUGCUUGCGUUUAUCAUUACAAAUACUGGAACUGGUCAUGCUGUCCCUGGGUCCAGCUAUAAAGAGUAUCGUCUUCAGGACUACAGUUCUUGGUUCGUCAAACAGCUCAAUGACACUGAUAAAUGGACUCAUCUGAGAAGUUGCCUUGUGAAGUCGGAUGAUUGCAAUAGCUUGUCAAAAAGAUAUAAGACUCUAAAACAAUACAAGCUCGCUGAUUUGACUCCCAUUGAGUCUGGCUGUUGCCGCCCACCAGCGGAGUGUGGAUAUCCAGCUUUGAAUGCUUCCAAUUUUGAUCUGAGCUACCAUCCGGUGAGCACAAACGUCGACUGCAAACUGUACAAAAAUGAUCGGUCCCUCAGGUGCUAUGACUGUAAUUCUUGCAAAGCUGGGGUUGCACAAUACAUGAAGACAGAGUGGCGGGUGGUUGCCAUAUUCAAUGUGAUAUUGUUUGUCAUUUUGUCAUUCGUGUACUUUGUUGGCUGCUGCGCACGUCGACAUGCUGGAGGUAGCGAUUCUAAAGUUCCUGGAAGAUGACGGUGUCACAGCAGGCGUUAGCUUUGCCGUCCCUUGUAAUAAGAUUGUUCCAGUAAAGUUGAUGAAAUGGAAUGCCCAAGGCUUCUGUACUGUGGGUGACUUUCUUUGUUCCAGUUGUAUUGUGAACAUCUGUGAAAAAGAACGUCCGACAAUCUUCUGAAAUACAGCCCGAUGAUCUUGCACAAUGGGCUUUGUACCA
Molecule: messenger RNA, 1354 nt
Organism: Triticum urartu
Lineage: Eukaryota; Viridiplantae; Streptophyta; Magnoliopsida; Poales; Poaceae
Gene: TET10
Product: tetraspanin10
Biological process (GO): auxin-activated signaling pathway
Cellular component (GO): membrane
Source: RefSeq, a predicted model, not a curated record